CGCAUCGCAGGCCGCGCAGCUCCAUCUCACGAUGUCGAAGAAGAAGACAUUUCGUGAGCACGAGCUUUACCAUCAAAAACAUCCGAAACAAGCUUCAUCCCAACCAUCAGUACUCGCCUUCAUCCACGACGCCGUCCCACCCCCACCUUACACAGACCACAUCAAAAAAUCCGAGCUGUGCGUCCUCAAAGACCGCCUCGAAAAGACCGCUGAAGAAAACUUCUCUGAAAUCCGGCAAUUAAUGAGUCCCGUAGAAUCCUUACGAGAAGACAUCCGACGAAUCGAACGCGAGUAUGCGUCGACUCAGGACGGCGAAGCUUUCGUCUUCGCAAUGCGCGUACAGUAUAAUCAGCUCCGCUAUCUUAAGGAUUCGGACCUGGCAAGAUCGGAUCGAGGCCAUGUUGCGAAUUUGGAAAGCGCUGCUAAUUUAGAGAAUCGGGGGAGGAAGGAUUUGAAGACUAUUCGGGAGCAGUUGGAAUUCAAUGGGAGGAUGCUGAGCUGGUUGCAGCUUAGUGUCACGCAGAUGGUUGAGGCGAUCGAGAUGAAUCAGGAUGUGGGCUCCGGGCCCGCGAGUGAGAACUGGCGUUUUGGUUUGUAGAGAGGAGUGUAGUAUAAUUCUAAACUCUAUGG
This is a messenger RNA of Dissoconium aciculare CBS 342.82, 630 nucleotides long. RefSeq lists its product as uncharacterized. Bases 32 to 598 code for a protein of 188 amino acids. The transcript has 2 exons. NCBI's taxonomy places the organism in Eukaryota, Fungi, Ascomycota, Dothideomycetes, Mycosphaerellales, Dissoconiaceae. The record is from RefSeq and is a predicted model, not a curated record.